AUGUUAUCUAGAACCCUUUUAAGAACAUCAACACCUUUAAAGAUUGUAUCAAUUUCACCAAGAUGUCAAUUAUUUAGAUUUAACUCCUCUAAAACAUCUACCACCACCAGCAACAAUAACAAUAACCUUAAACUUGAUAUUAAUAAUGAAAUAUUCAAUAAAUAUUCUCAUCAAUUACAAAAAAAAGCUCAAGAAUUAGGUAUACCUAUUGAUGAAUUAAAAAUUAAAUUUCAAGAUCAAAUAGAAAAAGUGAAAUUAGAAUUAGGUGGAAUUGAUCCAACUAAAGAAUUAAAACAAUUUUUUGAACAACAACAACAACAACAACAACAACAACAACAACAACAACAAAAAGAUGAUGCUACAAUUAAAAUAAGAGGAAUUAAAAAUCCUCAAGCUUCUAAAUUACCUUAUAAAGUAUUAGAUGAUUAUAUUAAUGUUUCUAAAGUUCAAAAAUUACCUCGUGAAGAUAUUAUUAAAAUAUGGACUGCUAGAUUUAUUAAUAAUGAUCGAUCAUUACAUGCUACAUUAACUCAUUUACAAUUUUCUCAACUUUAUAUUAAUGCAUUUAAAUAUCCUCAAUUUAUAUUACCAUUACCAAAACCUCAACAAGAUGGUUAUGAAUUAGAAUUUAUUCAAUGGCAAUUUAUUGGUCCUAAUACUAUUAAUUGUAUGUUUACAACAUUAGCAGAAUAUAAAUUACAUGGAGAAUAUUCUUCUCCUCAUACAACUUUAACUUUCCAUUUAGAAUUGGCUAAUGAUAAAGAUCUUGUAUUAAUGAAUGGAUUUAAUAAUAGAGAAAGUGGUAUAUCAAUGGAUGAAGCUCAUUUAUUGGUGGUUAUGUUACAAAGAUUUUAUAGUGGUAAAAAUCCACAAAUGAAUCAAUUAUUAUAUGAAUUUAAUAAAGGUAAUAGUGAAUUUGAUAUUGAUUCAUUGAUUAAACAAGCAACUAGUGUAUAA
This is a messenger RNA of Candida dubliniensis CD36, 957 nucleotides long. RefSeq lists its product as uncharacterized. Lineage: Eukaryota; Fungi; Ascomycota; Pichiomycetes; Serinales; Debaryomycetaceae. The coding region runs from base 1 to 957 and encodes 318 amino acids. The record is from RefSeq and is a predicted model, not a curated record. The transcript has a single exon. Gene Ontology annotation, cellular component: mitochondrion. Gene Ontology annotation, biological process: mitochondrial proton-transporting ATP synthase complex assembly.